Molecule: messenger RNA, 631 nt
Organism: Salvia hispanica
Lineage: Eukaryota; Viridiplantae; Streptophyta; Magnoliopsida; Lamiales; Lamiaceae
Product: proteasome assembly chaperone-like protein
Biological process (GO): proteasome assembly
Source: RefSeq, a predicted model, not a curated record
ACCGCGCGAAUGCUCAACUUAUUUGUUGAAGUUGAACUAAACUCUAAACCCCUAAAAAAAUCUUCGGUAAAACAUUCGUUAACUCCGAAAUUCCGCGCAAAUGAGAUCGUCGGAUCCUGCUUUUCCCGUUCCGAACACCUCGCUAUGUUUAGAUAUCAAUGGACAUAAGACGGAUAUUAUCAUAAGCAGCUACGAAGAUCAUAUUCUUGUCAUGGCAACUCAGAUUGGAAGCAUGGGAACUAUAUUGCAAGCUAGGAAAGAGGGAGGGGUUACAACUGAUCCAACUUACAACAUCUCUGUAGUAUUUGGUAAACGAGAUGAGCCCAUGCUCAUCGCCUGUGCUCGACAGUUGAUUGAACAUAUAAGCAACUCCGGAUCAUCAAAAACAUUAGUCUUGUCCCUUGGUCUGAGAGAUCAUUCAUUGGGGAUAUUGAAGACAAUAGUUUCAGCUGUAACCGAGAAACUCGCUGAGGUAAUUUAACUCGAUCGUCGUGCCAUAUUGGACUUGUAAGGCUGAGUCUUUGUUAAUUUAGAAACCUUUAUUUUGAAUAUGACGUGAACUCUAUGUUCAUACAUUUUCCACUUCCAUCCAGAAACUUGGUGUUAUAUGUAAUAUCUGUCUGGAAUCUCA